CAUUGCCUUUCUUAACCUGACGUUUAUAAUCGCAUCUUGUAUUUAUAUUUUGUCGCGGCCAGGAAGGCGAUUAUUCUACGAACUGGUCGCAAUGCCGAAGGUUGUGUCCAGAAGUAUUGUGUGCUCCGAUUCAAAGGACCAAGAGGAAUAUAAUGAGGAGAAACCUUUGAAUAUUUACUACUGUCUCUGCGGGCGAUUGUCCCUCAUCCUCGACUGUGCCAUUGAAAAAUUGCCACUUCGACGGGUGGAUGGAGCCCGUGUUAUUGACGGCGCCCAACGGGCCCAUAAGUUGGCUUACGACGUAGGCGAGACAAUUCACCUCAAGCGGGAGAAAGGCAUCGAGAGGCAAUAUCGUCUUAAUUGCAAAUCCUGCAGUCUUCCCGUCUACUACCGACACAGCCCCGACUCCAACGUGACAUUCAUUCUCAAGCGAGCUCUGGUGAAAAGGAAGAACGAAAAGCAAUUGUCGGCCACAAGCGCUCAAGCUACUGAGGAUGUUCUAGGCCAAGUCCUUGCAAACCAACCCCAGAAAGUAAUGGUCACGCGACACACAAAGAACAUGGGAAAAUUCAGCUCCGUCACGGUGUCAACUAUCGACGAGGAAGAGGAUGAGAUCGAAGCGCGUGAAAUUGCCGACAGCUAUGCUAAUAACGCUAGAAUCAUUGAGAAGCAACUGCAACGAAAAGGCGGGAAACUUGCUGAUAUUGGUGCCCGACAAAGGACUGAUGAUGCGGUUAGUGCUAAGCGACCGAGAGGGACCUUGAUUGAUAUUUAAUUUAAGACAGUUACAAUAAUGGUUUAAUCUAUAAUAUAAAUAUAUGCACACUUUAAGCGAA
Molecule: messenger RNA, 836 nt
Organism: Hermetia illucens (black soldier fly)
Lineage: Eukaryota; Metazoa; Arthropoda; Insecta; Diptera; Stratiomyidae
Product: UPF0428 protein CG16865
Exons: 4
Coding region: 92-775 (227 amino acids)
Source: RefSeq, a predicted model, not a curated record